Molecule: messenger RNA, 1523 nt
Organism: Andrographis paniculata
Lineage: Eukaryota; Viridiplantae; Streptophyta; Magnoliopsida; Lamiales; Acanthaceae
Product: CBL-interacting serine/threonine-protein kinase 5-like
Exons: 1
Coding region: 9-1376 (455 amino acids)
Biological process (GO): protein phosphorylation; signal transduction
Molecular function (GO): protein kinase activity; ATP binding
Source: RefSeq, a predicted model, not a curated record
GAUCAGCCAUGGCGGAGAAGAAGAAGAUCGUGUUCGGGAAAUACGAAAUGGGGAGGCUUCUGGGUAAAGGAACCUUCGCGAAGGUUUUCCAUGGCCGACACCUGGUAACCAACGAAUUCGUGGCGAUUAAGGUUAUCAAGAAGGCCGAGGUUAUCCAGAGCGAGAGGAUGAUGGAGCAGAUCAAGCGCGAGAUCUCUGUAAUGCGCCUCGUCCGCCAUCCCAACGUCGUCGAGCUCAAGGAAGUCAUGGCCACAAAAUUCAAGAUCUUCUUCGUCAUGGAAUACGUCCGCGGCGGCGAGCUCUUCGCCGCCGUCGAGCGCGGCCGCCUGAAAGAGGACGCCGCCCGCCGCUACUUCCAGCAGCUGAUCAGCGCCGUCGAUUUCUGCCAUAGCCGCGGCGUCUUCCACCGCGACCUCAAGCCGGAGAAUCUCCUCCUCGACGAAGACGGGAAUCUCAAAGUCUCCGAUUUCGGACUCUCCGCCCUCCGCGACGGCGCCGGCGGCGCCGGAGCAGAACGACUUCUCCAUACACAGUGCGGUACGCCGGCUUACAUCCCGCCGGAGGUUCUGAAAAUGAGAGGCGGCUACGAUGGAGCCAAGGCGGACAUCUGGUCGUGCGGCGUCGUUUUGUACGUCCUCCUCGCCGGAUUCCUCCCCUUCCAGGACGGAAACCUCCUCGCCAUGUAUAAAAAGAUCUACAAAGCCGACUAUCGGUUUCCGCCGUGGUUUUCCGGCGAGGCCCGCCGCCUGAUCUCGAAGCUUCUGGUACCGGAUCCAGGCAAACGGAUCUCCAUACCCGGUAUAAUGCGGGUCGGGUGGUUCCGGAAAGGGUUCAAAAGCCCGAACGCGUUUUCGUUACAGGAAUCCCUUUUUGAUAAGUUCGACGAGGACGAUAAACUCGCCGGCGCCGGCGAAACCAACUUCCGGAAGUCGCCGUCGUCGCCGGCGUUUCUGAACGCUUUCCAGUUCAUCUCCUCCGUGUCGACGGGGUUCGACCUUUCCAGCAUGUUCGAGGACUCCGGCGACCGCCGCGUCAAGGCGGCGGCGUCGACCUUCACGUCGAGGUGCUCGGCGAGGGUGAUCAUGGCGAAGAUGGAAAUGGCGGGAAGGAAAUUAGGGUUUAGGGUUGCGAAGGUGAAGGAUUUCAAGCUGCGGAUGUUGGGCUCGUCGGAGGGGCGGAAGGGGCGGCUGUCGGUGACGGCGGAGGUUUUCAAGGUGGCGCCGGAGGUGACGGUGGUGGAGUUCUCGAAAUUUUCCGGCGACACGCUGGAGUACGUCAAGUUUCGGGAGGAGGAGAUGAGACCUUCUUUGAGGGAUGUGGUGUGGACUUGGCAAGGGGAAAGUCCACUUCGACAAAGUCAAAGUCAAAUGAGUUGACUUUUGUGUGUAAUCGUUAUGUACUACACUUACUAUUUUUUUACUGUAAAUUUUUUACUAGUAAUUUUUAUUGGGUUUAUACUCAUUUGUUUGUGGGUAUUUUUAUUUUUAUUAUUAUUAUCAUUAUUAUUAUGUAUACUUAAUAUU